Daucus carota subsp. sativus is the source of this 1069-nucleotide messenger RNA. RefSeq names its product abscisic acid receptor PYL9. Bases 210 to 758 code for a protein of 182 amino acids. The record is from RefSeq and is a predicted model, not a curated record. Gene Ontology annotation, molecular function: signaling receptor activity; abscisic acid binding; protein phosphatase inhibitor activity. Lineage: Eukaryota; Viridiplantae; Streptophyta; Magnoliopsida; Apiales; Apiaceae. The transcript has 3 exons. Gene Ontology annotation, biological process: abscisic acid-activated signaling pathway. Gene Ontology annotation, cellular component: nucleus; cytoplasm.
CAAAUAAUAAAAUAUAAUAAAAUAUAAUAAUAUUAUAAUAAAGAGAGCGAAGAGGAUGUGGAUGAAGAGAGAGAGAGAGUGAGAGAGAAGAAAGGGCGUGGACCAUCAGCCAUUGGCUCCCCCUCUCCCCUUCUCCUGACGCUGCGUUUUCGACGCUUCUUUUCAAACCUAUACAUACACCUAUACAUACAGCAGUUGGAUCGGCGCGUAUGGUAAGUUAUAAGAUGGAGGAUGAGUACAUAAGAAAGCAUCACAAGCACCAGGUCAGAGAGAAUCAGUGCACAUCUUCGCUCGUUAAACACGUCAAAGCUCCUGUUCAUUUGGUUUGGUCUCUGGUGAGAAGUUUUGAUCAACCACAGAAGUACAAACCCUUUGUGAGCGAGUGUGUUGCGCAGGGUAACUUUGAGAUUGGGAGUGUUAGGGAAGUCAAUGUAAGAUCUGGACUUCCGGCAACUACUAGCACCGAGAGGUUGGAACUUUUGAAUGACGAAGAGCAUAUCUUUGGCAUGAAGAUUGUUGGUGGUGAUCACAGGCUCAAGAAUUACUCUUCAGUAAUUACUGUUCAUCCUGAGAUCGUAGAUGGUAGACCAGGCACAGUUGUGAUUGAAUCAUUUGUGGUGGAUGUACCUGAUGGAAACACGAAAGAUGAAACAUGCUACUUUGUUGAGGCCUUGAUAAAGUGCAAUUUAAAAUCGCUGGCUGAUGUCUCUGAGCGUUUGGCUGUGCAAGACCGAACUGAGCCCAUUGACAGAAUUUGAGAAACUUGUUUGAGGUUCUGAUUAGAAGUUCCAGUCGUUUUGGGUAAAUGAUGUUCUGUCUGAACUAUGUAAGGAAGCUCUCUUUGAUAUUUGGAAGUACAAAUGUGGUUCAAUGCUUCAAUUAUCUGGAGAUGGUAUUAAAUUGUUGCGUCAGCAAACUGUUUACUGGCUCAUUAUUAGGUGUCAUUCUGCUUCCACUUUGUAAACAAAUCUCUAUGUUUGUUUUAUUCACUAGACACUGGACCGGACUUGUGUUGUAAAUAUCUAUGCUUGAGAAAAUUUGACGAUUAUGUGUUCGAUUUUGUUGUUAA